Messenger RNA from Fragaria vesca subsp. vesca, 2576 nucleotides. Its product is annotated as HBS1-like protein-like. Bases 243 to 2282 code for a protein of 679 amino acids. The record is from RefSeq and is a predicted model, not a curated record. Lineage: Eukaryota; Viridiplantae; Streptophyta; Magnoliopsida; Rosales; Rosaceae. Gene Ontology annotation, biological process: translation. The transcript has 12 exons. Gene Ontology annotation, molecular function: GTPase activity; GTP binding.
CUAGAGUUUAGUUUUAAAGCGAGAGAGAGAUAAAGAGCGAAGAAGAUCAAAACGAACCAUCUUCGUUGCUCUUCACCAGCUUAUUUAAUAUGGAAGAAAGACAAAACAGUAUAUUCAAUUACAAUAGCUCAGAAUCAGACUCGUACAACGCUUUUCGACAUUGAUAAGCUGUGUUUUGUAUUAGAUUAAGCUUACAACAAUUUAACAACCCUUGAUUAAAGGGUUGGGCAUCUUACGGGACAAUGCCUCGUAAAGGAAAUUUCGGACUUGAUUACAAUGAUGAAGAGUACGAUGUCUAUGAAGAUUAUGAUUAUGACCACGACGAUGAUUUUGGAAUAGAAACUAAUGGCAAAGAACCUGAGUUAAAGCAGGAAACUGUAAGGCGUGAUAUUUGGCGUUGUUCCAUUUGUACAUAUGAUAAUGAGGAGAGUUUGACUGUGUGUGACAUUUGUGGGGUUCUUCGCAAACCUUUGGGUAGAGUUGGAAGCAAUAUCGAUAAGAAAACAGCUCCUUUCAAGUUUGAUGUUCCAUCUCCAGAUGAUGUGGUUUCUAAUGGAUUGCGAUCCUCCAAAGUGGGUUCAAAAGCCAGUGCUAGUGACUUACAAUCUUCAGGAGUUUCCUCGAAGGCUGCUAAGAAGAUUAGUGCGGUUAGUGCACAAUCAAGUGCUGAAUGGUCAGAUAGCUCAUCUACCGCGGCACGAAAAGACCAACAACCUAGAUUAGAUAAGGCAAUUCAAUCAGGGAAUUGGGCAACUAUACAAUCAAAUGGUAAUUUGGCGAGCAGUUCAUCCUUUCAGCCAACAAGCUCUCAUAUGGAAGAGGGCAUUAGUUCUUUAGCGAUUGGAGGCAAGCCAGAGUCUCUGACUACUAGCUCUAAGAACAUGUCUUCAGAUGCUAGAUCUGGGCCUUCUAAAAUUACUAACUCUAGGGGAUCACAUUCAAGAGCAGACUACAAACCUGAAAAAUGGAUGCUUCCUGAUGAAGCUGUUGAUACAUUGACUCAACUGAAUCUUGCAAUUGUUGGACAUGUUGAUUCUGGAAAAUCGACACUCUCAGGUAGACUGCUUCACCUUUUGGGACGAGUAUCAAAAAAAGACAUGCACAAAUAUGAGAAAGAGUCAAAGUCACAGGGAAAGGGCUCAUUUGUGUAUGCUUGGGCAUUGGAUGAGAGUGCAGAAGAAAGGGAAAGAGGAAUAACUAUGAAUGUGGCCGUUGCAUAUUUUGAUUCCAGAAAGUAUCAUGUUGUUGUGCUCGAUUCCCCUGGCCAUAAAGACUUUGUUCCAAACAUGAUAUCUGGGGCAACACAAGCUGAUGCUGCAGUACUUCUUGUAGAUGCUUCAUAUGGUGCAUUUGAAGCUGGUAUAAAGGGACAGACAAUGGAGCAUGCACAACUUAUCAGAAGCUUUGGUGUUGAUCAAAUUAUAGUUGCGGUUAACAAGAUGGAUGUUGUUGAAUACUCCAAGGAUCGAUUUGAUGAAAUCAAACUGACUCUUGGAAAAUUUCUCCGUUCCCGUGGUUUCAAAGAUUCUUCAGUGUAUUGGGUUCCAUUGAGUGUCAUGGAAAAUCAAAAUUUGGUAUCAGCUCCUUCUGAGGCUCGUUUGUUGUCUUGGUAUCGUGGACCUUCCCUGUUGGAUUCAAUUGAUUCCCUUCAACCUCCCACAAGAGAUUUUCAAAGGCCGCUGCUCAUGCCAAUAUGUGAUGUUAUCAGAUCUACUUCUCUAGGACAUGUGUCUGCUUGUGGUAAAUUGGAAGCAGGUGCUCUUCGAAGUGGAUCAAAGGUUCUGGUUAUGCCUUCGGGGGAAAUAGGGACUGUCCGCUCUUUGGAACGAGACUCUCAGGCAUGUUCCAUUGCAAGAGCUGGUGACAAUGUGGGUGUUACUCUGCAAGGCAUUGAUGGUGGUCAUUUGAUGGCAGGGGGUGUGCUUUGUCACCCUAAUUUUCCGGUUGCAUUUGCAAAACAUUUGGAAUUAAAAGUGCUUCUUUUGGAUGUUGCCACCCCUAUGUUGAUGGGCUCUGAAGUGGAAUUUCACAUACACCACACGAAAGAGGCUGCAAGAGUUGUAAAGAUAUUGUCAUUAAUAGACGCAAAGGGCAAAGUGACAAAAAAGUCUCCUCGCUGUCUUCUUGCAAAGCAGAGGGCUGUUAUAGAGGUACUUUUGCAAGGGCCAGUUUGUGUGGAAGAGCAUACAAAUUCUAAAGCUCUAGGGAGCGUAUCUCUGAGGGCAUCAGGAAACACUGUCGCCCUUGGUGUAGUAAGCCGGAUUAUAAAGGAGCAGGAGUAGUUCGAGCAGAGUUAUGGUUGUCAUGGGAGAAUGGAACCAUUUGUUCAUGUACACUGAUUGCGGCGAUGGGUUUAGCUCAGUUUUGGCUGAAUGGUGGUUUUGUUUUGGGGUUGAUUGUUGUAUGUACAUUAAGCAGUCUUGGAUCAUCUGCACAAGAUGUUCACCACUUCAAGUGGUUUGUGUCUUUUGUGAUAGGGGAGUGAAGCCGAUACGGAUUCUGUAUUAUUUAUUGGUUCUUUCAUGCUUGUAGAAGCAAGUCUUAAGUGAUCAAUAAUGAUCUCAAAUAGAAAUUCA